AGCACAAUUUUUCAUUAUUCCUAUAUAAAUAACAUAGACUUCAGAUACUGGAUAUAAGGAAUGGAUCCCGCGAACACACGAAGACCGCCACUAGGAGGCGCGCAAUACUCCAACGCAUCGUAUGAUGAACAGGAUUAUGCAUACGAAUAUGAUAAUGACUCAUCGGCAAUAACACGACCAUUCUUCGGCAAACACGCCGGAUUCGCACAGAUGCCAUACAGCCACGAUCGCAAUGGCGAAACACCAAUGACCGACCCAGGAAGUACCACGAGCUUCGCAGCCAAUAUCAGUAGUGGAUUGGCAAACAAAUGGAAUAUGUUCCGCAGCAGUAUAUACAAAUCACUACCACCGGAGACUCCAUCGGUCAUCACUGGACCGUCGCCAAUGGCACAAAAUAUGAGUAAAUCCGCAUGGUCGUUUAACGUACCGUCAGUUAUGUCAUACUUCAUGACGUCUGUAUACAACUCAUGUGUUACAUUACUGUCAGCGGGAAUGUGGCUGCUGCUACAGGUACUGGGAAUAGCUGCAGGAGUUGUACUUACAGGACUCAUAUUAACGGCACUAGGUAGCUUCCUUGUGCCAAAAGAUAAUGAUUUCGGUAAUGUAACGCCGAAGAAUAAACCGGCUACCAGAGAUGACCGGACGCAACAGACGGCACCACCACCUGAAAGACCACCUGUUAUGCUAGAACGAGUGUACUUCAAGGAUAUAAUGGGCAUAGACGAGGCGAAAGAAGAGUUAAUGGAAGUAGUGAAGUUCAUUAAACAGCCUAAACUAUACCACGAUAUUGGAGCUAAGAUACCAAAAGGCGUUUUGUUAGUGGGACCACCAGGAACUGGGAAGACAAUGCUAGCCAAGGCAGUAGCCACCGAAGCUAACAUACCCUUUAUAUAUACCAGUGGACCGGAGUUUGUGGAAAUAUUCGUGGGUCAGGGUGCGCAACGAGUACGUAAUUUAUUUGCAAAAGCAAGGAAGCAAGCACCAUGUAUAGUUUUUAUAGAUGAAAUUGAUGCCAUAGGAGCCAAGAGAGCGUCAGGAUCACUAGGUGGACAAAAUCGCGAACAUGACCAAACCUUAAACCAGCUGCUAGUAGAAAUGGAUGGAUUCAAUCUGUCCACAGGAAUCACCGUGCUGGCAGCAACAAACAGAAUGGAGGCACUUGAUAGAGCACUACUAAGACCAGGUAGAUUCGAUCGGGUAGUGCAUAUACCACUGCCUUCACUAGACGGCCGUGAAGCUAUACUCAAGAGAUACCUAUCGGGAAUAAAAUAUGACAAGGAUAACGUAGAUGUCAGGGCAUUGGCCAAGCUGACACCAGGGUACUCCGGUGCAGAUUUGAAAAACCUAGUCAAUGAAGCUGCACUUAACUGUGUACGUAGCGGGAGAACACAAGUAAGCACAACUGAUCUACAGGAAGCAAGAGAUAAAGUAGGUAUGGGAUCAAUACGACGAACGACGCAACCUGAAUUGCAAAGGAAGAUGACGGCAUACCACGAAGCGGGCCAUGCACUGGUAGCAUUCCACCUGUACCCAGAUGCUGACCCUGUACAUAAAGCGACCAUCAUACAUAGAGGGUCCGCAUUGGGAUUCGUAGAACAACUGCCUGAAGAUGAUAGGCAAAGCUAUAAACUAGCACAAAUGAAAGCAAGAUUGGCUAUAUGCAUGGGAGGACGUAUCGCAGAAGAACUUGUAUUCGGAAAGGAAAAUGUAACAUCAGGAGCAUCCAGUGAUAUUGUAGCAGCAUCGGAAUUGGCAUACAGAAUGGUCACAGAAUGGGGAAUGAGCCCAAAAUUAGGACCUGUCAAUCUAAGACGAAUCGGUGGUAUACAAACACCACAUGGAACACGUAAACUGUCACAUGAUACUGCACAGACUGUGGAGCAAGAAGUUGAAAGAUUAGUUAGCGAAGCACACUUCCGUGCAGCAUCCAUACUACGGAGACAUCGAAACCAGCUAGAACGAAUUGCUGAACGACUACUGGAAGAGGAAACUUUAACCGGUGAACAGAUUCGACAGAUAAUCGCCGAAACUCGAUAAUACCGAGGAUUAACUAAUCGCAACCUAACGUAGUAAUGUA
This is a messenger RNA of Babesia bovis T2Bo, 2077 nucleotides long. Its product is annotated as ATP-dependent metallopeptidase HflB/ftsH family protein. Lineage: Eukaryota; Apicomplexa; Aconoidasida; Piroplasmida; Babesiidae. Gene Ontology annotation, biological process: proteolysis. The record is from RefSeq and is a predicted model, not a curated record. Gene Ontology annotation, cellular component: membrane; chloroplast thylakoid. Bases 61 to 2037 code for a protein of 658 amino acids. The transcript has a single exon. Gene Ontology annotation, molecular function: ATP-dependent peptidase activity; ATP binding; metalloendopeptidase activity.